This is a messenger RNA of Durusdinium trenchii, 933 nucleotides long. Lineage: Eukaryota; Dinophyceae; Suessiales; Symbiodiniaceae. The record is from the annotation of a GenBank genome assembly.
AUGCGCAUCAUUGGCCCUUGCUUGGUGAUCCUGGCCUUUUGCUUACAAGGUUUUGUCACCUAUGCAUUCUUUUGGCAUGGGUUGGAACCAAUCUCUUUAGAAGCUGGAUGGCCGGCAUCUAUCGCUUUAUCCAUUCUUGGUGUGUUCCUCCUCGCCAAUGCGUUGUACAACUACACGAAGGCGAUUUUGACACCGGGAGGAAUUCCUCCGCCCUACGAGAAGGAGCAACCGGAGUUGAUGAACAUCACCGAGAAGCAGAUCCCCGCGAGGCAAUGUACCAAGUGUGGACUGCUGAAGCCUCCUCGCGCUCAUCACUGCAGUGUGUGUGGGGUGUGCAUUAUGAAGAUGGAUCAUCAUUGUCCGUGGAUCAACAAUUGUGUUGGUAUUGGCAACUACAGAUUCUUCUUCCUCUUUCUGCUUUUCCUUGGACUCGCUUGUCUCUUCAUUAUCGCGGUCUUUGGCUUUUUCUUCUACGAUAUCAUUUUCGCCUUUGGGCGGAGAGGAACCCGAGCAUUUCGAAACUGCGUCCUGAUGUCUUUCAUGAUUUGUGUUUCAAUCUUUGUGGCCCUUUGUAUGCUUGGUGGCUUUCACUUCUACUUGAUCCUCACCAACCAAACCACCAUCGAGUUCCAGCUGAACAUGGUUCGGAGACGUCAGUGUCGGAAGAACGGCGAGCCACUUGUGCUGAGAAGCAUCGCUCGUGACUCCCUUGGUGACUUCAUGCACCCCAAAAAGCGCUCUCACUGCGGCGAUAUGUCCAGACCUGGUGCUUUCGCAAGUCCGAAAACAAAAACAGUUCCUAUAAGUUAUAUUUACAUCAUUUGUGGCUCUUCCUAUGGACUUGUGAACUCACGAUCCAUACUUGAUUUCAAUUUGGGUCCAUUUGUGCGUGCCGUGCCUUUGUUGGUGAGUGCGUGCACGAGUGCACUCUGA